AUGCAAGAUGUUUGGCGAAGCGGUAUUGGAUGGGAUCAGCGGUUGCAGGAGGAGCAAUAUAAUCAAUGGUUGCGUUGGACAAAGUUGUUCCCGUUAAUAGAAAACAUUCAAGUACCUCGUUGUUAUCUAGGCAAUUUGGACUCGACAGCAUAUACAAGUGUUCAAUUACACGUGUUUGCAGAUGCGGGUGAAGACGCGUACGGUUCGGUUGCGUAUUUCAGAUUUGUGGCAAAUGGAAUGAUUCACUGCGCGUUUGUCGAAGCCAAAGCAAAGGUUGCUCCACUGCAGCAUAUGUCAAUCCCUAGGAAGGAAUUACAAGCAGCGGCGCUAGGUGCACGUCUUGCGAAAAGCAUUCGCCAAAAUCAUUCAUUUUCGGUAGCAGAAACAGUAAUGUGGACUGACUCGAAGGCAGUAUAUUCAUGGGUACGAUCUGAGCAUAAGAAAUACAAAGAGUUUGUUGCUCAUCGUGUUGGUCAGAUAUUGAGUGUAACUAAUCCAGAAGACUGGCGGUGGGUAUCGACAAAAAACAACGCAGCAGACGAUCUUACCAAGUGGGGAAAGGGAACAGAGAUGAGUUCCGAAAGCAGAUGGUUCAAGGGUCCUGAGUUUUUGUACCAACCGGAAGAUAAAUGGCCGGAACAAGAUCAAAUACCCGUUGUUAUUGAGGAAGAAGUACGAGCUCAUAUUUUAUAUCACACUACAGCAUUUCCUGAAAGUUUGGGUCGAGUGAAACACAUAUCAAGGUGGACUGUUUUAGUACGCGUGGUAGCCACAAUGUAUCGUUUCGCCGCAAAUUGCAGGCUUCGCUCAAAAAAGGAAGCAAUAGAAGCACUCCCACCAAUUGCAAUUGUCGCACAAAAGGCACCGCGGAUUCCAGGAGUCGUUAUCCCUCUACGACAAGAGGAGUACCUAAAAGCGGAGAAUUGUUUGUGGAGGGAAGCGCAACGAGACGAGUAUGCAGAUGAAGUCGCAAUACUUUUGAGAAAUCUGUCUUUACCGAAGGAACAACAACAGCAUUUGGAACGAUCUAGUAAGCUCUACAAUAAAUCGCCAUUUCUAGAUGACAGCGAAGUUCUACGAGUAGGAGGCAGAACGGAAUUGGCAGAAUUCGCUAGUUACGACACCAAGUAUCCAAUCAUACUUCCCAAAACGCACCUUAUUACAGAAAAACUAGUUGAAUACUAUCACCAACAGGCAAAUCAUAGUAGCAGAGAAACGGUUGUCAACGAACUUCGUCAACGAUUUUAUAUUGGGAGAGUAAGAGCCGUCGUAGAGAAAGUCAUAAGGGAGUGUCAAUGGUGUAAGGUACACAAGGCGAAACCCGUUCUCCCCAAAAUGGCUCCUUUACCAAAACAGCGAAUGGCCUUGGGCGUAGACCCCUUCUCUUACGUGGGUAUAGACUACUUUGGACCAUUGGAAGUUUCGAUUGGAAGACGUCGUGAGAAACGCUGGGUAGCUUUGUUUACGUGCAUGACGACAAGAGCUGUCCACCUGGAAGUUGCACAUAGUUUGAGCACCGAAUCUUGUAAGAUGGCUAUCCGGAGAUUUAUAAAGAGAAGAAGAAGUCCCAUAGAAAUUUUUUCAGACAACGGGACGAAUUUUGUUGGAGCGAGUAGGGAGUUGGCUGCCGAGAUUCGGAGAAUUAACGGAGAUUGCGCUGAUACAUUCACGAGCUCUAAAACGAAAUGGACAUUUAACCCACCAGCAGCACCACACAUGGGUGGAGUAUGGGAGCGCAUGGUUCGAUCUGUUAAGGAGGCACUAAACACAUUGGUAGAUGGUGGCAAAUUAACAGACGAAAUAUUAAACACAGCGUUAGUUGAGGCAGAGGAUUUGAUAAACUCCAGGCCACUUACGUAUGUGUCAAAUAACGUCAGGGAUGAUCCGGAAGCUCUCACUCCAAACCAUUUUCUGAAAGGAUCUGCUGCAGAAUGUCUACCACCCCGGAGCGCAUCCCAGCAAGCGGAUGCCUUACGCAGUAAAUAUUGUCGCGCACAGCAGUUGACUGAUAAAUUUUGGUUAAGAUGGCAGAAAGAAUACUUCCCGAGCUUGAACAAGCGAACCAAAUGGUUUGAUGAUACCAGACAAAUAUCUGUAGGAGAUUUGGUGUUUGUUCAAGAAGAGAACAGACACGAAAGAGGAAUCGUUGAAGAGGUCAACAUCGGCAUCGAUGGAAGAAUCCGUUCUGUAAUCGUAAAAGUAAAUGGCAAAAGGAAGCUAAGACCAGUGUCAAAACUGGCCGUACUUGAGGUUGAGAACAGUAACCCCAGCAGUAAUCAAUAG
Messenger RNA from Uranotaenia lowii, 2283 nucleotides. RefSeq lists its product as uncharacterized. The transcript has a single exon. The record is from RefSeq and is a predicted model, not a curated record. The coding region runs from base 1 to 2283 and encodes 760 amino acids. Gene Ontology annotation, biological process: DNA integration. Lineage: Eukaryota; Metazoa; Arthropoda; Insecta; Diptera; Culicidae. Gene Ontology annotation, molecular function: nucleic acid binding.